Molecule: messenger RNA, 777 nt
Organism: Candidozyma duobushaemuli
Lineage: Eukaryota; Fungi; Ascomycota; Pichiomycetes; Serinales; Metschnikowiaceae
Product: transcription initiation factor IIA large subunit
Exons: 2
Coding region: 1-777 (258 amino acids)
Biological process (GO): transcription initiation at RNA polymerase II promoter; transcription by RNA polymerase II
Cellular component (GO): transcription factor TFIIA complex
Source: RefSeq, a predicted model, not a curated record
AUGUCAAACUUUGAGGCUUGCAAGCUUUACGAGGCUGUUAUUGAGGAGGUGAUCACAGAUUCUCGCCAAGAUUUUGAGGAUAGCGGGAUUGAUGAAGGUACACUUCAAGAUUUAAAAAAGCUCUGGUGCGAGAAGUUAAGUCAAUCUCGUGUUGGAAACUUCUCUUGGAAUGACUUGGACGACCUAGAUGGCAAUAUCCAUGCGAGCUUGAUCUCCCACCCCGUGAAAGAAGAAUCUCUUCAUGUGAACCAAGAGCUCGAGAUGCCUAUCCCGCAAUAUGAUCCUACGGAUGGUAAUCCUACAAAUGACCUAUCUAGUCAUUCAAAUUCAGGAUAUUCCAUGGGAAUAGAGUUACCGACCGUGAAGCAGGAGUACACUGAAGAAAACGGUUUGAUUCUUCCCAAAGUCAAUCAAUCUGAUGGUCCUAUCGAGUUCACCAUAGAGGCUGAUCAGAAAAAUCUCAAAUGGUAUAAAGCGUUAGCAAAGCGUCAAUCUGAUGGACCGAAUGAUGGUCUUGGUGAACUUCAUCGCCAAAGUGGUGUUGUUGGUAUUGGCGAGGAUGAUGAUGAUGAUGGAAUUUUCAACGAUUCUGACGAUAUCAAUUCAGAUCUAGAUGACGAGCUUGAUUCCGAGAAGUCAGAUGACGAGGACAUGGAGCAGGAAGGACAGAUAAUGCUUUGCUUGUACGAUAAGGUGCAAAGAGUUAAAAACAAGUGGAAAUGUAAUUUGAAAGAAGGUGUUGCAAAUAUUGAUGGCAGGGAUUACAGUGAAUGGUGA